AUGACGGAUGAAGUCGGUCCUAUGAAUAAGACUAAGAAUUGGGAUUUGGUACCAAGACCACCUAACGUUAACAUUGUGCGUUCCAUGUGGCUCUUUAAACAUAAAUAUAAUGCAGAUGGAGUCCUUAAUCGACACAAGGCGCGUUUGGUCGCUACUGGGAAGUCUCAAGAGGAGGGACAUGACUACAAUGAGACGUUUAGCCCAGUGGUGAAGCCUGCAACCAUACGCAUUGUCCUCAAUGUUGGUGUUGCACUUGAUUGGCCCAUUCAGCAACUUGACGUAAAAAAUGCCUUCCUCCAAGGCGACCUCCAAGAAACAGUUUACAUUCACCAGCCACCUGGUUUUGUUGACAAGACUAGACCCUCGUAUGUUUGGAAGCUCAAUAAAGCCAUUUACAGCCUGAAACAGGCGCCCCGUGCCUGGAACUCUCGCUUCGCAAGCUACCUCAAGCUCAUGGGCUUUGUACAAAGUCGCACUGACUCCUCUCUUUUCAUAUUCAAAUGUGGUCGUGAUUGUGCUUACUUACUGCUUUAUGUCGAUGAUAUCCUCUUAACAGCUUCGUCCGCAGUCCUGAUUCAGAAAAUCAUCACCAAGCUGAAAACAGAGUUCCCUAUGACCGACAUGGGCAAGCUACAUCAUUUUCUUGGCGUCAAAGCUGAUUUCAAUGCUAAAGGUCUGUUUCUAAGCCAAUCUACCUAUGCGCAAGACAUAAUUACUCGAGAUGGUAUGGAAGGUUGCAAGCCACUUGCUACACCGGUUGAUCUCCAGUCCAAACUCUCCAUCGAUGCAGGUGACCCCAUCAACAAUCCCACUUUCUAUCGCAGCCUUGCUGGUGCUCUGCAAUACUUUACAUUCACGCGACCAGAUAUAUCCUACGCUGUCCAUCAAGUCUGCCUCUACAUGCACCAGCCUCGGGUACCUCAUCUUCACGCACUUAAACGCAUCAUCAGGUACUUACAGGGAACUCUUCACUAUGGCCUUCAGAUAACACGCGGACGUAUUGACACUUUAACUGCCUACUCUGAUGCUGACUGGACUGGUUGUCCUGACACACGCCGUUCCACCUCCAGUUAA
Molecule: messenger RNA, 1074 nt
Organism: Camelina sativa (false flax)
Lineage: Eukaryota; Viridiplantae; Streptophyta; Magnoliopsida; Brassicales; Brassicaceae
Source: RefSeq, a predicted model, not a curated record